CAAACUUUUGGCCCUUCAAUUCACAUCAAAUACAAAAUCAUCAAAUUAACAAAAAAUUAAUUAGAAGAAAUGGCAUCUAUUAGCAUGAAGUCCUCAACAUCAUCUUUCCAAAAGAUGGCUUUGGUUAUUUUAGUACUUGCACUAGUGGUGCAGCUCAAGGGCUCAAUGGCUCAGUCUACACCUUCUAGCACAUGCGCCUCCCAACUCGGUGGUCUGAAUACGUGUGCACCCUUUGUGGUCCCCGGACAAGCCAACGCGAACCCGAGUGCUGAAUGUUGUGGGGCCCUCCAAAGUGUGAACCAUGAUUGCCUUUGUAACACCCUUAGGGUUGCUAGUCAGCUGCCUGCUUCUUGCAACCUCCCCGUUCUUAAUUGCAGUAGCUGAGCUAGAGAUUUGCUGAUCAAGAAAUAAAACAUCAAGCUUUGCUAUUUUCCCUUUUAAUUUAUAAUUUUAUUUUAUCUAUUAAAAUGUGUCAACAUACAAGAAAAAUUGGGCAGUUGGUCACGGAAAUGUGUUUGAGGGACAGAAAAGAGGCACAAAAUUAUAAAGUGUAAUGUGCCUUUACUAAAUAAUUAUACUACAAAUAUAUGUAUGUAAUUCCUCAUUUAUGGGAAUUAACACUUUAUAUUAUAACUUCUUGAUUUUUAUUUUC
Messenger RNA from Chenopodium quinoa (quinoa), 652 nucleotides. Its product is annotated as protein MEN-8-like. The record is from RefSeq and is a predicted model, not a curated record. The transcript is spliced from 2 exons. The coding region runs from base 70 to 384 and encodes 104 amino acids. NCBI's taxonomy places the organism in Eukaryota, Viridiplantae, Streptophyta, Magnoliopsida, Caryophyllales, Amaranthaceae.